Molecule: messenger RNA, 363 nt
Organism: Didymodactylos carnosus
Lineage: Eukaryota; Metazoa; Rotifera; Eurotatoria; Philodinida; Philodinidae
Source: the annotation of a GenBank genome assembly
AUGCAACGAAAGAACGAGUUGAAGGAUAGAUUCUAUUUCACACCGGCCGAGUUUUUAAAACCUGGCCUGAUCAGAUCGUUUUUUUCACGUUUGAAGGCGAUACGUGAAAAGCAAACAGACACAAUAGUUGUAGAUAAAAUGGAGGAGGAAGAUGACGAUGAAUUUGACGAUAAUCAGGUAGUUGAAGAGACUGAGCAAAGAAAUAAUUUAAGAAAUUCAAUGGGAAUUAGCAAUGAACAAUCAUCACCUCCAGCUUGCUCUCGAAACCGAGCAGUGUCACCAGAUAAAAGAGCUGGAUCGACGACUGAUGUUCGUCCGGCUAAAAAACGUUCGUCAUCGAGGAAACGUACUGGUGACAAAUAA